CCUUCCGUUCGCUUUUCGAGGGCGUGGGGCCGGGCGUGGAGGGGGGAGCGGAAGGCGGCCCCCGACCCUGGCGUUUGGUCCACACCUGCCAGACGCCCCUCGUGACGCCUGGAGAAUCGUCGGAGGCUCGAGCGAAUGUCUCUUAGCGCUCCCGGCGAGCCAGCAGCUCAGUUGCUCACAAAACUGCCCCCUCGCUGUCCAGUGUGGACCGGAAGUGGGAGCCUGGGUUUCACAACUUCCGUUGCCCGCGAGCAAGUCAUUUCAGUUUGGUUCUCGGGGUCCAUGGCAUUCAGCGGGGCGGAGGCUUCCUUAAGGCGCCUUCCCAGCUUUGAUUCAGCACCAACUCCCGCCCUAUUUGAGGAAGAAAAUGAAGAAAUUGGAGGAGGUGCGGAAGGUGGGCAGGGUAAAAGAAAGAGACUUUUUUCUAAAGAAUUACGAUGUAUGAUGUAUGGGUUUGGGGAUGACCAGAAUCCUUAUACUGAGUCGGUGGAUAUUCUUGAAGACCUUGUUAUAGAGUUCAUCACUGAAAUGACUCACAAGGCAAUGUCAAUUGGAAGACAAGGGCGGGUACAAGUUGAAGAUAUCGUCUUUCUGAUACGGAAGGACCCAAGGAAGUUUGCGAGGGUUAAAGAUUUGCUUACUAUGAAUGAAGAAUUGAAACGAGCUAGGAAAGCAUUUGAUGAAGCAAACUACGGAUCUUGACAACUUUGGAACUUACUGAAGCUUCCUUAUCUUUUGGGGAGACCAUAUAUAUAUCCAUAUGUUUUCCAUAGGAAGGUCCCCCAUAACUAGCGAUGUAAGUGAAAGGUGGAGAAGCACGAAGUUUCCCACCUUCAUUUUCAUGUCUUCUAUUUAAGAGUGAUAUUUGAGCCCUUACCGGUUUGGCUCAGUAG
Messenger RNA from Myotis davidii, 893 nucleotides. RefSeq names its product TATA-box binding protein associated factor 13 (gene TAF13). Gene Ontology annotation, molecular function: protein heterodimerization activity. Gene Ontology annotation, biological process: transcription by RNA polymerase II. NCBI's taxonomy places the organism in Eukaryota, Metazoa, Chordata, Mammalia, Chiroptera, Vespertilionidae. Bases 136 to 702 code for a protein of 188 amino acids. The transcript has 5 exons. Gene Ontology annotation, cellular component: transcription factor TFIID complex. The record is from RefSeq and is a predicted model, not a curated record.